Messenger RNA from Microdochium trichocladiopsis, 825 nucleotides. Its product is annotated as Alpha/Beta hydrolase protein. The transcript has a single exon. The record is from RefSeq and is a predicted model, not a curated record. Lineage: Eukaryota; Fungi; Ascomycota; Sordariomycetes; Xylariales; Microdochiaceae. The coding region runs from base 1 to 825 and encodes 274 amino acids.
AUGGCUACCCUCCGCGUAUCCAAGUUCGUCGAGGUCAAUGGCCACCCAAACUACGUUGACAUCGACGGCAAGCCCUCCGGUCCCGUCAUGCUCUGCUGUCACGGCCUUGGCGGUAGUACCAACCUCUUCCAGCCGCUUAUAACCACCUAUGCCGCCAAGUUCAAAAUUAUCCGCUUCGACUUCAAAGGCCUCGCCCGCACUGGUCACGACUCGCAAUGCAAGCGCCGCAUCACCAUUCCCGCCUACGUUGAAGAUGUUGCCGCCCUCCUCGCUCACGAGGAGAUUAAUGAGCCAGUAGUACUGGUCGGGCACAGUCUGGGCAGUGUGGUGCUCAUGCACUAUGCUGCUCAGUUCCCAUCCAAAGUGCAUGCUCUCGUGCUCCUUGGCCCAGGCAAGACCCGUGCCAACGUCCCCGCCGCCAAAGCGUUCAUUCUAGGCAUGGCCAAGAAUGCCCGCGAGCUGGGCAUGCCCGCCAUGGCAGACGGCACAGUCGCCAAGAACGUGGCGCCCUCUUCGUCGGAUGUGGUGCGGGCCUUUGUCAGGGAGGUCAUUGCUGCGCAGAGCGGCGAGGGAUAUGCGCAGGUGUGUGAGGCGGCGUGUGACGAGACCCAUGUUGAUCCUGAGUAUGGGAGAAUCAGCUGUCCCACUAUGAUUAUCGCGGGCGACCAGGACCUGAUCUCGUCGAUUGACACGGCAAGGGAGAUACAGGGGGCGAUUACUGGGAGCUUGUUGGAAGUGGUCAAGGCUGGCCACCAACAUGUACUGGAGGACCCGCAAGGAGUCGUUCAAGCGAUGAAUGUCAUUUUGGAAAAGCCUCUGGCCUAG